UGGCAUUGCCACCAAAUGUUGACCUAAUUUUAUCACAUCGGAAUAUGGUAGCUGAAGCUGAGAUUCUACUAUGUGGAGACUACAAAAGCGACGUCGUUUCGAUCCGACCCGACUUGUUCGACCCGUCAAAGACUGGUCUUGAUGUUUGUGCUUCAGGGUCUGUUUCUGUUCAAGUCACUCGUUCUGAAUCGGCUGUUAGGUGCUCAACUAUUAUUCAAGCUACAUCACUUGAAUCUGGUGCCUCAGAUUAUGUUCCAAGUAUUCGUUCAGGCAGUCACACUGAUAUUGGACCUCGUCGUUCAAAUGAGGAUGAACACAUCUGCGUAGAUGAUAUAUGUGCUUGGUCGGGUUCUCGCUACAGUUUGCCACUCCCAAGUUCCUUUUUUGCUGUCUUUGACGGUCAUGGGGGUUCUGAGGCAUCAGCAUAUCUAAAAAAUAAUGCUAUGCGUUUGUUUUUUGAGGAUGUUGCUUUGCCACAAAUAUAUGAUAUUGACGAUAUAUUAUUAGAGGACCUUGAAAAUUCUCAUUGUAAGGCUUUUUUACUGGCUGACCAAGCACUGGCCGCUGAAGGCAGUGUUUGUGACUUCUGUGGAACAACAGCUUUGACUGCUUUGGUACUUGGAAGGCAUCUACUGGUUGCAAAUGUUGGCGACUCCCGUGCAGUUCUCUGCAGAAAAGGGGUUGCAGUCCCAAUGUCUCAAGAUCACAGACCGAGUUACAUAUCAGAACUGAAAAGGAUCAAGGAGCUAGGUGGCUAUAUUGAGGAUGGUUACCUUAAUGGUGAACUAGCAGUGACCCGAGCUCUUGGAGAUUGGUACAUGAAGUCUCCGUCGGGGUGUCCUGCACCACUCACAGCUGAGCCUGAUGUUCAACGAACCUUACUGACAAAGGAUGAUGAGUUCUUAAUUAUUGCUUGUGAUGGAAUAUGGGACGUGAUGUCAAAUGAGGAGGCAGUAAGACUUGUUCGUGGUCAGCUAAGACAACAUGAUGAUCCGCAGAAGUGUGCUAAAGCUCUUGUGGGUCAAGCCUUGCGCCUGGAUACAUCGGACAAUCUCACUGCUAUAAUUGUCUGCUUCUCUUCCCCUGCAGAACUCACAGAAUCUGUCACUUCUCAACGGCCCAAAUUAAGUUGUUGCAGCCUAUCGGAUGAUGCUCGGAAUAGACUGAGGAGUUUCUUACAAGGCAACUGAAUCUAGUUGUAAUUGGUAGUUUGCGGAUGGAAUAGUGUAGCCCAGAGUUUAGUCUAGAGAAAUUUUGCUAAUUAAUUUAUAAAUCAAAUGAUUUAGCUGUUUCUGGCUUAUAUAAGCCAAAUUUUGUGUGAAAACCCAGUCUCUUUAUUUCAUGGCGUAUUCAUCUUUACUGUUUUUUUACAGGAGAUAAAUAAUUUGAGUUUUUCUAUU
This is a messenger RNA of Daucus carota subsp. sativus, 1400 nucleotides long. RefSeq names its product probable protein phosphatase 2C 13. The coding region runs from base 45 to 1190 and encodes 381 amino acids. The transcript is spliced from 2 exons. NCBI's taxonomy places the organism in Eukaryota, Viridiplantae, Streptophyta, Magnoliopsida, Apiales, Apiaceae. Gene Ontology annotation, molecular function: protein serine/threonine phosphatase activity; cation binding. Gene Ontology annotation, biological process: protein dephosphorylation. The record is from RefSeq and is a predicted model, not a curated record.